ACUUGUGCUGAUUAAUCAGGAAGAUCACGAGGGACAGACAACAGCUCACCUCGAUCUCAGCUCAACCAGGGGCUCAACACUGCCACUCAGCAAAAAUAGCCUAGACUCGUUCAAAUUAUAGACCAAACCGGUCGAUAUAUUAUUCAAUAUAUCAUUCCUUAUAUGAUAUAUGAUAUAUCUCUUCUCUCAUGAGAACUAGGCUGUAGUUUAUUUCUGAACGUUUGGCGACACGAGCCGAGCCUACUAUAUGAGGACAGAUCACGAGGACAGAUUCGUACUUUUUGUUGAAUAUUCAUUGAGCUGUAUUCAGCACCUGCUCAGAACCUCUGCAUUUAACCUGUCCUAUCUGGCCCACCCCUGGAUGGACGCAUGCCUGGGGGCGGGUACCGAAGACAACAAACUGCGCAGCUGUGCCACCUAUAUUGUUUUUUUAAUGACAUUUACACUAAUAGGUUGACUACUAACUUGUCCAUGGCUUAAUGGUAUAAUGUAAUUGAGCUUGUUUGAUAUUUUAGUGCAAGCAACUGCAGACACUGAUCUACAUCACCUUGCCUCAUAACUACUCAUUUAUUAUUUGUAGAUUUAAGUCAGACACUCAUGAUUUACCCAAAAUGCAAUGUUCUUAAUGAACUCUUUUCUGAUUAGCCAAUUCUUUAACAAUUUUGCUCCGUGUCUCUCCAUGGGCCUCAUGUCAUGCUGUUUCUCAGGUUCUACAGACGAGGAUGGGCCUCAUGUCAUGCUGUUUCUCAGGUUCUACAGACGAGGAUGGGCCUCAUGUCAUGCUGUUUCUCAGGUUCUACAGACGAGGAUGGGCCUCAUGUCAUGCUGUUUCUCAGGUUCUACAGACGAGGAUGGGCCUCAUGUCAUGCUGUUUCUCAGGUUCUACAGACGAGGAUGGGCCUCAUGUCAUGCUGUUUCUCAGGUUCUACAGACGAGGAUGGGCCUCAUGUCAUGCUGUUUCUCAGGUUCUACAGACGAGGAUGGGCCUCAUGUCAUGUUCUUUCUCAGGUUCUACAGACGAGGAUGGGCCUCAUGUCAUGCUGUUUCUCAGGUUCUACAGACGAGGAUGGGCCUCAUGUCAUGCUGUUUCUCAGGUUCUACAGACGAGGAUGGGCCUCAUGUCAUGCUGUUUCUCAGGUUCUACAGACGAGGAUGGGCCUCAUGUCAUGUUCUUUCUCAGGUUCUACAGACGAGGAUGGGCCUCAUGUCAUGCUGUUUCUCAGGUUCUACAGACGAGGAUGGGCCUCAUGUCAUGUUCUUUCUCAGGUUCUACAGACGAGGAUGGGCCUCAUGUCAUGCUGUUUCUCAGGUUCUACAGACGAGGAUGGGCCUCAUGUCAUGCUGUUUCUCAGGUUCUACAGACGAGGAUGGGCCUCAUGUCAUGUUCUUUCUCAGGUUCUACAGACGAGGAUGGGCCUCAUGUCAUGUUCUUUCUCAGGUUCUACAGACGAGGAUGGGCCUCAUGUCAUGCUGUUUCUCAGGUUCUACAGACGAGGAUGGGCCUCAUGUCAUGUUGUUUAAUUAAUGUUGGCUAGUACCUAUGAGUUUAUGGCACCCACAGCCUCUCUCGCUGAACUAACACACAACAACAGGAUUAAAUACAAUCUACUGGUCCCUAAACACAACAUCCUGACCUGGUCUCACACAUGCACGAACAAACACACAUCCAUACACAAACACACAUGUAUGCACAUGCAAGCACACACGCAUGAACACACACACAUGAACACACACACAUGAACACGCACACAUGCAUGUAUGACUAAACUCAGCAAAAAAAGAAACGUCCUCUCACUGUCAACUGCAUUUAUUUUCAGAAAACUUGACAUGUGUAAAUAUUUGUAUGAAAAUAAUUUUAUUUAUUUAACUAGGCAAGUCAGUUAAGAACAAAUUAUUAUUGUCAAUGAUGGCCUAGGAACAGUGGGUUAACUGCCUGUUCAGGGGUAGAACGACAGACCUUGUCAGCUUGGGGAUAUGAACUUGCAACCUUUCCGUUACUAGUCCAACACUAGUCCAACCACUAGGCUACCCUGCCGCCCCAACAGGAUUCAACAACUGAGACAUGAAAUUAACAAGUUCCACAGACAUGUGACUAAUAGAAAUGGAAUAAUGUGUCCCGGAUCAAAAUCAAAAGUAACAGUCAGUAUCUGGUGUGGCCACCAGCUGCAUUAAGUACUGCAGUGCAUCUCCUCCUCAUGGACUGCUCCAGAUUUGGCAGUUCUUGCUGUGAGAUGUUACCCCACUCUUCCACCAAGGCACCUGCAAGUUCCCGGACAUUUCUGGGGGGAAUGGCCCUAGCCCUCACCCUCCGAUCCAACAGGUCCCAGACGUGCUCAAUGGGAUUGAGAUCCGGGCUUUUCGCUGGCCAUGGCAGAACACUGACAUUCCUGUCUUGCAGGAAAUCACGCACAGAACGAGCAGUAUGGCUGGGGGCAUUGUCAUGCUGGAGGGUCAUGUCAGGAUGAGCUGCAGGAAGGGUACCACAUGUGGGAGGAGGAUGUCUUCCCCUUAACGCACAGCGUUGAGAUUGCCUACAAUGACAACAAGCUCAGUUUGAUGAUGCUGUGACACACCGCCCCAGACCACGACGGACCCUCCACCUCCAAAUCGAUCCCGCUCCAGAGUACAGGCCUCGGUGUAACGCUCAUUCCUUCUACGAUAAACGCGAAUCCGACCAUCAGUGAGACAAAACCGCGACUCGUCAGUGAAGAGUACUUUUUGCCAGUUCUGUCUGGUCCAGUGACUGUGGGUUUGUGCCCAUAGGUGACGUUAUUGCUGGUGAUGUCUGGUGAGGACUUGCCUUACAACAGGCCUACAAGCCCUCAGUCCAGCAUCUCUCAGCCUAUUGCGGACAGUCUGAGCACUGAUGGAGGGAUUGUGCAUUCAUGGUGUAACUCGGGCAGUUGUUGUUACCAUCCUGUACCUGAGGUGUGAUGUUCGGAUGUACCGAUCCUGUGCAGGUGUUGUUACACGUGGUCUGCCACUGUGAGGACGAUCAGCUGUCCAUCCUGUCUCCCUGUAGCGCUGUCUUAGGCGUCUCACAGUACGGACAUGGCAAUUUAUUGCCCUGGACACAUCUGCAGUCCUCAUGCCUCCUUGCAGCAUGCCUAAGGCACGUUCACGCAGAUGAGCAGGAACCCUGGGCAUCUUUCUUUUGGUGUUUUUCAGAGUCAGUAGAAAGGCCUCUUUAGUGUCCUAAGUUUUCAUAACUGUGACCUUAAUUGCCUACCGUCUGUAAGCUGUUAGUGUCCACCGCUCCACAGGUUCAUGAAUUGUUUAUGGUUCAUUGAGUAAGCAGGGGAAACCCUUCAUAAUGAGGACAUGUGAAGUUAUUUGGAUUUUUACGAAUUAUCUUUGAAAGACAGGGACCUGCUGAAAAAGGAAAGUUCCUUUUUUUGCCGAGUUUAAUAUAUAAUAAUAAUAUAUGCCAUUUAGCAGACGCUUUUAUCCAAAGUGACUUACAGUCAUGUGUGCAUACAUUCUACGUAUGGGUGGUCCCGGGAAUCGAACCCACUACCCUGGCGUUACAAGCACCAUGCUCUACCAACUGAGCUACAGAAG
Molecule: messenger RNA, 3561 nt
Organism: Oncorhynchus keta (chum salmon)
Lineage: Eukaryota; Metazoa; Chordata; Actinopteri; Salmoniformes; Salmonidae
Exons: 2
Coding region: 617-1525 (302 amino acids)
Source: RefSeq, a predicted model, not a curated record